Messenger RNA from Colletotrichum karsti, 1584 nucleotides. RefSeq lists its product as uncharacterized. Lineage: Eukaryota; Fungi; Ascomycota; Sordariomycetes; Glomerellales; Glomerellaceae. The record is from RefSeq and is a predicted model, not a curated record. The transcript has a single exon. Bases 1 to 1584 code for a protein of 527 amino acids.
AUGGCCCCGUCCAGCGACGAUGGACGUCGGUCCUCCUCCAUCGAAGCCAUCGACCUCGAUGCCGAACACAAAGAGCCUUUACUGCCCGGGUCACCGCCGCCGGCGCGGGGGAGGAGGAAAGGUUCCCUCUUUGCAUGGCUGAGGGGGAGGCCCCGAGCCGUGCUGAGGGCCAUCCGUCGUCAACCGCGCUCCCUUCCGAGACUGCUAUUUCGGUAUACCGUCAUGUUUAUUCUCCUGGUCUUCAUCGCCACACCGAUAUUCUUCCCCUCCUACACCCGCCACCCGAAGCACUACAAGGACCUACGGAGACGAUGCCUGGUCUCCGACAGCCUGUCUGGCUGUGCGAACCUGCAGAACGAGAAGGUCUUCAUCGCCGUCAGUCUGUACGACCCCGAAGGGAAAAUCGCAGGUGGGGAGUGGGCGCAGAACGUGCUGGAUGUGAUUCACAUGAUUGGGGAGGACAAUGCAUUUCUGAGCAUAUACGAAAACGACAGCGGAGAGGAGGGCGCUGCCGCGUUGGCCGAGUUCAAGAAGAACGUGCCCUGCAAGCAUAGCAUCGUCGUCGAGGAUCACGUCGACUACAACGUCUUCCCUCACAUUACUAUGCCCGAUGGAUCCCAACGUCUCAAGCGGUUGGCAUACCUGGCCGAGAUGCGAAACCGGGCGCUCUACCCGAUCGACCAAUUCGACCCCGAAGUCGGAGUGGUCAAGUACGACAAGAUCUUGUUUCUCAACGACGCCAUGUUCGCUCCGGUUGACGCCGCCCACUUGCUCUUCAGCACCAACGCGGGCGACGAUGGCCGCACCCACUACCUCUCAGCUUGCUCCGUCGACUUUGACUGGAACGUCUUCACCAUGUACGACCUGUACGCCCAGCGAGACGCCGAGGGUUACUCCAACGGCAUCCCCAUCUUCCCCUACUUCACCAACUCGGGCAAGGGCAUCUCUCGCAAGGCCAUGGUUUCGCAGACGGACGCGGUUCCCGUCAAGAGUUGCUGGGCCGGAAUGGUGGCUAUGCAAGCCAAAUGGAUCCAGAACAUGGACAAGCAGCUGCCAACCAAGGACUGGCAGGCUGUGGCGCACCACGUCAUCAACCCGGACCAUCCCCACAACGUGACGGCGCCGGUGCGUUUCCGAUACGAGCCCGAGAUCUACUACGACGCCUGCGAAUGCUGCUUGUUCCUGGCGGACGUGUCGACGGUCGCAGACCGGGCCGGGGAGAUGGAUACGGGCGUCUUCGUCAACCCCUACGUGCGCGUGGCGUACAGGAAGCGGACGCAGUACCUCGAGCGCUUCGUCCGCCACUGGGAGCGUCUCUUCGCGCUGCCGCAGGGCAUCAUCACGCACUUCUCCCGCUUCCCCACGCCGAACCCGCACCGCGAAGUCGUCGAGGGCCAGCGUUUCCAGGAGGAAAUCUACCAGCGCAGGGAGGGGUGGAAGAUGGUGGACCGGACGGGACGCAACGGCAUGUUCUGCGGAGUGCGAGAGAUGCAGCUCAUCAAGGAGGGGCCGCGCGUCGGCAAGAACUGGGAGAACUGGUACAACAUUCCGUGGGCGGAGCAGAAGCUGCACUUCCCCAUCUGA